This is a messenger RNA of Polypterus senegalus (gray bichir), 1936 nucleotides long. RefSeq names its product transforming protein RhoA. NCBI's taxonomy places the organism in Eukaryota, Metazoa, Chordata, Cladistia, Polypteriformes, Polypteridae. Bases 136 to 756 code for a protein of 206 amino acids. The transcript has 6 exons. The record is from RefSeq and is a predicted model, not a curated record. Gene Ontology annotation, cellular component: cleavage furrow; dendritic spine. Gene Ontology annotation, biological process: small GTPase-mediated signal transduction; stress fiber assembly; cell migration. Gene Ontology annotation, molecular function: GTPase activity; GTP binding.
AGCUAGAGAGCCGGUCUUCAUUGUAUCGAGGACAGAGAGCAAGGCUGUUGGGAGUUUAAUCUCUGAAAACGGGCGUAAUAAAACACAGUUGAAGUAGCAGCCUCCUCCCUAAACACAACCAGCCCCCUUCCAUAUAUGGGAGAAAGAGAACAACUGAGGACGCCAUGUAAAAGCAUGGCGGCUAUUCGCAAGAAAUUGGUGAUUGUUGGUGAUGGAGCUUGCGGAAAAACCUGCCUGCUUAUUGUAUUCAGUAAGGACCAGUUUCCGGAAGUGUACGUUCCCACAGUUUUUGAAAACUAUGUGGCGGAUAUUGAGGUGGAUAGUAAGCAGGUUGAACUGGCACUUUGGGACACAGCUGGUCAAGAGGACUAUGAUCGACUGAGACCUCUUUCUUAUCCGGAUACAGACGUCAUCCUUAUGUGCUUUUCCAUUGACAGCCCAGACAGUUUAGAAAACAUCCCAGAGAAAUGGACCCCUGAGGUGAAGCAUUUCUGUCCAAAUGUUCCUAUCAUUCUCGUGGGAAACAAGAAAGACUUGCGAAAUGAUGAGCACACACGCCGUGAGCUGGCCAAAAUGAAACAGGAACCUGUAAAACCUGAAGAAGGACGAGAUAUGGCCAACCGGAUUGGUGCUUUUGGCUACAUGGAAUGCUCAGCAAAAACAAAGGACGGCGUCCGGGAAGUAUUUGAGAUGGCCACAAGAGCGGCACUGCAGGCCAGACGGGGCAAGAAACCGUCCAAAUGCCUUCUUUUAUAAAUGAGGAAACCAAUCAAGAAAUGUCUGCGUUCCAGCGCUGGACACGGGAAAGCCCAGGUUCCCUUCCCCAGCACUCCAUCUCCAUGCCAAUUGACUUGACUUCAUAUUGAAUUGGUGUUUGUUAACCCUAGAAUAACUGUGUCUUGAGUGUUCUGCCCUUUUGUUUGUAUUUGUUUUGUUUUUUGUCUAUGUAUUAUUGCAAGGGGGCAGAUUAUUUCCCAGUAUUUAAAACUUUAAUUCCUACAAUUUUUUUUUUCAGUUUUGAUGGAGUAAUCUGUGCCAGCCUGAGAUGAUGCACAUGUUCCUUUUAGCUUUUCAUUCAGCUUUUUCAUGAACUUUGGUGGAAGGCCAUGGGUCCAUCUGAAAUGUGAUAGCAGUGAAUAAACAAGUAUCUGCUUUCAUAGCCUCACAGAUGGCUUAGAGAAUCCCUGGGCCUAAUACUAGUUUAUACUACCACUGUGUUUUCUUCUUUCUUUCCCUCCUUUUUUAUGUAGUGCAUCCUUGUAACACUGUUUUUGUAAAAUUGAAUUUCCUAAUUGCUAGACGUGUAGCCUUUACAUAAUUUAAAAAAACAAUGAGGGUGGGGGUGUAUUUCAGAACAGAUGUGAAAAGGGUUUAAACACAAACUGGGGAGCAUUUUGAUUUGUAUAAAGGCUUAGUAUCUUUCUGUAAUAAGUAACUGUUAAUAUAAUCAAUGUAUCCACUUUUAACACGCAAUAAACGCGUAAAGUGUGAUUUCUUUAAAAAAAAAAAAAAAGGUUUUUUUUUGUUUUUGUUUGUUUUUUAACUCUUGAAAUUAAGUUGUAACCCAAAGUCCCAACACAUUCACUUGGGCUUUCUUCAUUUCCCUGAUGUGUUCCAAUGAUCUGAAUGCAGAGCCUGAUUUCAUCCAGCCCAGUGGCAGUACCUCAAACGCCCAGUGGGAGGCAGUAUACACAACUGUUUCACAAGUCAAAGAUCUCACUGAUGACAAUACAGCCAGAGAAUAUCUUUUGUGCCAUGAAUCAUGUACGUUUUUGAAUCUUGCUUUGUAAUGUAUUCUCUAAAUGGCUACAGUGAAGCUGCGAAAAUCCUUAAAUGUAUUGUUUCAACACUUGGAGCUUGUUUGAGAACUUGUUCUGUUCUUUAACCUUAAGUGAUCGUAUUUUACAAUAAAAUUCUGUAACGCUUUUCAAAGACA